AUGCACGUUGAACUUGAACCAGCCAUUUUCCAACCUCCCACUAUCGAAGAUGUAGAAGUCCUUAAAUCUUCUCCAUUGCCUGAUAUGAAGGAGAUACCUACUCACUCUGUCUCCACUAUGAUACAAGAAAAACUCCAAGACCUUACCAGUCAGAAAUUGAAUAGCGAGAAUGAUCAUGAUGAAAAUGCCUUUUUCGUUGCUGAUCUGGGAGAAGUUAUACGUCAAUUUGUACGUUGGAAGACAUUGUUGCCUCGUAUUGAACCUUUUUAUGCUGUCAAAUGCAACCCUGAUCUCAUGGUCGUAAAGUUAUUAGCCUCAUUAGGCUUAGGCUUCGAUUGUGCUUCCAAGCAAGAAAUUCAACAAGUUUUAGAUGUGGGAGUCGACCCCACACGCAUCAUUUACGCAAACCCCUGUAAACAAACAUCUUUCAUUCGCUAUGCUGCUCAACAAAAUGUCAGUCGUAUGACUUUCGAUAAUGCAGAAGAGCUCUACAAAAUCAAGAGACUUUAUCCUGAUGCUGAACUUGUUUUAAGAAUUUUAACAGAUGAUUCUAUGUCAUUAUGCCAACUCGGUCUGAAAUUUGGCGCACCAUUGCACACUGUGCUUCCUUUAUUGAAACUAGCACAAGAAUUAAACCUGAACGUCAUUGGCGUGAGUUUUCAUGUCGGAAGUGGUUGUCUUGACGAAAGUGCGUUCGCCGACGCUGUUAUACGUGCUAGGAAGGUGUUUGAUCAAGCUUCCGAAAUGGGCUUUCACUUUACCCUCUUAGAUGUCGGUGGGGGCUUUCCUGGCGCUGAUGUAAAGGAUGGCAUUACCUUUGAGAAGGUGGCUGCUAUUCUUGGCCCUUUGGUUGAUCGUUGGUUUCCUUCCAGCGUUCGAGUGAUUGCCGAACCGGGUCGUUAUUUUGUCGCUUCUGCUUUUACCGUCUGUACCAACAUCAUAGGUAAAAGAUCGUCCUUAAGUGAGCCCUCUACGGCUGAAAGCGAUAAGCAACAGGUUAUGUACUAUGUUAAUGAUGGUAUGUAUGGAUCUUUCAAUUGCAUCUUGUUUGACCAUCAGGUGGUUCACCCCAAGGUUUUAUUGAGAAGUAAUGCAUUUGUUAUGGGUCAAGAUCUGCCCGAAUCGCUUUUCGAAAGUAGCGUAUGGGGGCCUACUUGUGAUUCUAUUGACUGUUUGAAUAAGUCUACUCUGUUGCCUUUACUUGAGCCAGGAGAUUGGCUCUAUUAUGAAAAUAUGGGUGCGUACACUAUUUGUGCUGCUUCCCAAUUCAAUGGAUUUAAAAAGUCAGAAGUGUUUUAUACGAAUACUUUUUGUUAG
This is a messenger RNA of Mycotypha africana, 1317 nucleotides long. RefSeq names its product ornithine decarboxylase. Gene Ontology annotation, molecular function: ornithine decarboxylase activity. The coding region runs from base 1 to 1317 and encodes 438 amino acids. The transcript has 3 exons. Gene Ontology annotation, cellular component: cytoplasm. NCBI's taxonomy places the organism in Eukaryota, Fungi, Mucoromycota, Mucoromycetes, Mucorales, Mycotyphaceae. The record is from RefSeq and is a predicted model, not a curated record.